Messenger RNA from Daldinia childiae, 1254 nucleotides. RefSeq names its product putative evolved d-pantonohydrolase protein. NCBI's taxonomy places the organism in Eukaryota, Fungi, Ascomycota, Sordariomycetes, Xylariales, Hypoxylaceae. The coding region runs from base 1 to 1254 and encodes 417 amino acids. The record is from RefSeq and is a predicted model, not a curated record. The transcript has 8 exons.
AUGACAUCUCUCUCGGCGGCGCUAGUUCUUCUAGCGGCCGGAGUUCUUGUUCAAGCCUAUAGUGGCUCUUCGACAUUCGACUAUGAGCGAUUAUUGAAACGUGAAGUCCCAGGACAGGCUCAGAUUAUUGACUGGAAAUCGUUCAAUGUUCUGCCAACCGUUUCGCCCCCAUCGGUGGCUAAUGCUACCACGUUUUUCUUCAUACCACCGGGACAUGAUUUAGAGUCAUUGAAAGAAAAGCCUUUUCAUAUUUAUGACGAUGAAUUCUACGAUGUGAUUGGGCCUAACCCUACGUUGACACUCAUCGCCAACGCGGGAACAAAUCCCCUAUUUCACGAGGCCCCCGUCUGGUAUCCGCCUACAGAUGAGAUGUUCUUUGUGCAAAACGCCGGAGCUCCAGCCACGGGCACAGGCCUAAACAAAUCUAAUAUCAUCCUUAAAAUCGCGCUUUCAGAAGCUGCGGCCGUAUCGAAUCUUCGUAACGCAACGGGAUCUGUUAACGUUGAGACUGUUGAUGCACCAGCCAUCAUCAACUCGAAUGGUGGAACAAACUAUAAGGGCGAAAUCGUAUUCGCCGCGCAAGGCCAAGGAAAUGAUUCUACGUCACAGCUAGUCGUGAUGAAUCCGAGGGAACCGUAUAAUACAACUAUACUACUCAAUAAUUACUUCGGGCGUCAGUUCAAUUCCCUAAACGAUGUCGCGGUCAACCCUCGCAAUAAGGAAUUAUAUUUCAGCGAUAGUCUCUACGGAUAUCUACAGAAUUUCCGGCCCGCACCAGGACUCCGGACUCAAAUAUAUAGAUACAACCCCGAGACUGGCGCAGUCGCUGCAGUCGCAGAUGGGUUCAGUGUUAAUAACGGAUUAACAUUCUCUCCUAACGGCUCACAUGCCUACGUCACUGAUACCGGAGUCAAUAAGGUUGCAUUGGGUUGGAAUUUUAGUGAGCCUGCCAGCAUUUAUCGUUUCGAUGUUCAGGAAGAUGGAACUUGGGAUAAUCGUAAGCUUUUUGCAUACGUCGACACCGGUGUUCCAGACGGUGUUCACUGCGAUAGCAAUGGCAAUGUCUACUCUGGUUGCGGCGAUGGCGUGCAGGUGUGGAACCCAUCAGGAAAACUCAUCGGAAAGAUCUUCCUCGGCUCGACGUCCGCGAACUUCAACUUCGCUGGUGAUGGGCGAAUGGUCAUUCUCGCGGAGGAGGAUCUCUACUAUGCUACCCUUGCAGCUUCAGGGGGCGGAUACAUUGGAGAUGUUUGA